CGAAGAAGACGAAGCGCAUGCGCAGUCGGUGUUCUUGCCAGUAAGUCAAGAUGGCGGAUCUACUAGGUUCAAUUUUAAACGCGAUGGAAAAGCCUCCAACAGUCGGCGACCAAGAAAGCCGGCGAAAGGCUCGAGAGCAAGCAGCAAGGUUCAAGAAGAUGGAGGAAGAAGAGAAAAGAAAGAAAGUCGCAUUCAGGAAAAAGAUGGAGAAAGAAGUGUCAGAUUUCAUCCAAGACAGUACACAACAGAAGCGCAAAUACAGCCCCAUGGGGAAGAUUGAGAGGAGUAUAUUGCAUGAUGUCGCUGAAGUGGCAGGUCUGACUUCUUUCUCUUUUGGGGAGGACGAAGAGAGCCGUUACGUCAUGUUGUUCAAAAAGGAGUUUGCACCGUCUGAUGAGGAGUUGGAGGCUUAUCGCAAAGGAGAGGAGUGGGAUCCGCAGUUGGCGGAGCAGCGCCGCAGGCUAAAAGAGCAGGCGGCGUUGGAAGAAGAAGCAUCCCGGCAGUCGAACCAGACUGAGGAAUGUCCCAACUCCAACUACAGAGACAAGUACAGUCACUUGUUCAGCACCUCAGCAGCCAAAGAUGCAGCCCACACACUAGAAGCCAACCGAGCGUACGGUUGUGUCCCGGUGGCCAACAAGAGGGACACUCGCUCCAUAGAAGAAGCCAUGAAUGCCAUCAGAGCAAAGAAGCGAGUGAAGCUAGACGACGACUCAGGCGCUCCAGUGACGUGUGGUCAGGGUCAUGAUGAAAAAUACAAAAUUAAAAAAGAAUAAUAACAUAAAAUAAAUAUUAAUAUUUGUCAACUGAACUGUAUUAUAAAUGGAUUUUCUGUGUGAUUCCAAUUGUUUUUAACAUUUUCUUAAAAGUCAUUGAAUUUGCAGAUUUCCUGGUCAAAUACAGGGAAGAAACCUAAGUUGAAGCCUCCAUAAGUGUGGCUUCUCUGCUUUUUAGAGCUUCAAAAAGGAGAAAUGGGAGUGCGACAAAUCAAAUUUGAGUAAGCAAUUUAUUGGAAACAAGCAUUAAAGUGAAAUGGGCUGUUCAUCGGCUGAUCAAAAAUUUAAGGCCCAUCCAUCCAUCCAUCCAUCGUAAAAUGUUCAAAAAAAGGACUCAGUAAUGAGUAACUGCACCAUCCUAGUUAAUCACAUCAAAAAUUGGCUUGGGCUUGCUUGAUGCCAGUGUUUCCAGUAGGCUAGUGGGAAUGUUGCUCCGGGUGGUGAAGAUGGCUUCACAGAGGGCAUCUACUGUCUGGAACAGAUCCAUUAUUGUUAACUUCUUUUGCCAUCCAUCCCCAAAUGUUAUCAAUUGGAUUUAGAUCAGGGGAAUGUGCAGGAUGGAAGUGUGAGGUUAUUCCUCUGCUAAAAGUCCUUUGUCAGGCGGGCGUUGUGAACUGCAGCGUUGGUCUGUUGAAGACCCCAGUCAUUACCACACAGACGAGGUUCUUCAAUUAUGAGGGAUGCCCCCUGCAACAUCUCCACAUAGCCACAUCUGCCGUUUGAUGCCCCUGCACAACCUGAAGUUCUAUUGAAGGAAAAAACACCCCAGAUCAUUAUGGCGUCUCUCCAGUGGGCGGCGUGGAAAACAUCUCUGGUGGGAUCUUCUUGUCAUGCCUGGAACAGUGGAAGCCAUCAGGCCUGUCAAUGUUACCUCUCAGUGUCCCAUGUUUGGGAGAUCUUGGGCAAAUUCCAAACUGGCAAUUUUGUCACGCUGAAGGAGACGAAGCCUUCGAAGCCUUUUUUUUUUUUUUUUUUUUUCUUAGCCUUCUCCCGCAGAUGGUUAUUGGAAUGCACUCGGCAACAGUAACAACCUUCAUUUGGGCCAAGAAUCGGCCCUUGGCUUGACGGACAUCCAAUCGGCUCAUCUGGCUCAGGGCCUGUGACUGUUUUGUUGGAUCUACCAUUUCACUAUUUUGUUCAUGAAGAACUCAGAAAGAAGUUUAAAAUGACUGUCUUACUGCGUCCAACCUCAGCAGCAUUGAGACGCACUGUGAGAGGACUUGCUUAUGCAGCUCAACAGUCUGACCGUGUUCAAAGAGAGAAAGCUUUUUUCCCUUGCCAUCAAGAGAUCAUGACAGUGUGAAUACCUGACAGAAAAUGACAUUGAAUCCACAUUAAGGCUGUGGUCUGAAACUUUUGAGCAGCUAAUGAACAGCUUAUUUUCACUUUUUAAUGCUUGUUUGCAAAAAAUUGCUUGACAUACUUUUUUGUUUCACUCCCAUUUCUUCUUUUGUAUUUUAUUUUUAAAUGCUGCUUAGAACCUCCUGAAGAUCCAACACUGCAAAAUGUAAAAUCUUUCCAUUUUUCAACUGGUCUUAAAAUUUUGAUCAGGAGUGUACCUUUUUGAAUCUGUGAAUUUUAAAAACCACGGACAUUUUUUUUCCUUGUUUUGUCGAUGAGCGACUGUUUCUCCCUGUUGUCAUGUCAUAAAUGCAUGCGACGACUAGAUGGAUUGCUGUGAUGGAUGAAUUUUAUUGGUUUUUGUUUGUUUGCUAUUCUCUCAGAGAAGAGUUUGUUGGGGAUAUUAUGAAAACAUGUCUGUGCUGUUGUAUCCCAUGUGUAAUUAAA
This is a messenger RNA of Dunckerocampus dactyliophorus (ringed pipefish), 2564 nucleotides long. It is a transcript of the gene spag7, whose product is annotated as sperm associated antigen 7. Gene Ontology annotation, molecular function: nucleic acid binding. NCBI's taxonomy places the organism in Eukaryota, Metazoa, Chordata, Actinopteri, Syngnathiformes, Syngnathidae. The transcript is spliced from 7 exons. The record is from RefSeq and is a predicted model, not a curated record. Bases 51 to 776 code for a protein of 241 amino acids.